Messenger RNA from Fusarium coffeatum, 1602 nucleotides. RefSeq lists its product as uncharacterized. The coding region runs from base 1 to 1602 and encodes 533 amino acids. The transcript is spliced from 4 exons. Lineage: Eukaryota; Fungi; Ascomycota; Sordariomycetes; Hypocreales; Nectriaceae. The record is from RefSeq and is a predicted model, not a curated record.
AUGCUCUCUACAACCGAGCUGUUGGUUUCUCCGCCUCCCAUUACUUUAUCGUACUCUGUACCACCAAGUCGGUCUUGUUUCUCGUUCAACUCUCCCAGAUCCUCUCAUUGCAUGGACACUUCGAUCUGGACACCACCUUCGCCAAGCUUGUCCUUGAACUGCCUCAGCUCAGAGCUUAUCGCGCUUGUGUUCGAACAGCUUCGUGAUCUAGACUCACAUGCCCUCGCGUCUGUGCGUCUCGUCUCAACGAGGUUCGACGCCAUCGCUGCACCCAUCGCAUACCGAUUCCUGACCUUGAAUGAGGCUCUUGUUGCACCAGAUGCUGAGCGAAGACAUCCUGACGUUUUUCGCCGUAUCUCCCACCUCACCAAUCAUGUCACCAUACCAAGCAACUUGAGCUCUACAGGUAUCAAUAUCCUGUUAUCGUGCAUUAAGCGAUUGAACUGGCGAUAUGUGGAUAAUGACAUUCCUACCGCAGGCUUAUGGUUACCUUCGGAUCUUCGCAGUUUACACGGCUGUAACUCCAACACUACACAAUUACACAUCGAGAAUCUUCCUCUUCGACGAGAAUACGAGGGAAACCCGCUGGAUACAUUUAUCAGAUCAAUUCCUGUCGAACUAUUAACGUCGUUGAAGCUUGCCAACCCAACUCCCGUACUAUCGACUCGACUGAACUUGCUAAAGCAACUUCUUGUUCAAGCUCAACAACUUGACACAUUAUGCUAUGAAGAUCGUGGUCAGGGUACGUGCUUCAGCUUUUCUCCGGGAGAGAAGAUGCCGCCUAUCAACAACUUGCUGUUGCGAUCGUACGAUUGGCAGCAUACAUCUGAGGAUGUUGGAAAACACUGGGACUUGUCCAAGAUACAAUCCCUCGAAUUGAUCUCGGUGCCCAUCUUCAACUUUCUCAAAUCAGUCUGCCUUGAAGACUUUUCUCGACUUCACACCCUCCAUGCGGAAGACUAUAGCGCCCAUUUAUCGGAUAAGAGAGAAGAUGCGACCCUUGCUUUGAGCGUGCUGGUCAAAAACCACAUCAAGGCACUCGAGAUUUUGAAUAUUACCUGCCAUACCCGGCUGUUUCAGCUCGAUGCAAUUGCAGCACAUCGAGACUCUUUACAGGUUCUACGGUUCAGAGAUCAUGUUGGAUUUGCCGAAGACGACCAAAGAUGCCCAACACUACCUCCUAGUGGUUUGGCUGGCUUAGGCCAACAAUUGAAGUUUGUUCACACAUUAGAGCUCGAUCUAGACACCAGGCUAUGCGACCCUUUCACGUUCCUCCGAGCAACCAUGAUUCAACCGUUGGAUGAGGUGGCCCCAGGCAUCGAUCGCGAUUACGAGGCUGCGAUGAAGACAUUCCAAAUACUUGUACAGGAAAAGGAACGGCUUGGAGCUCGUACUCCGUGGAGGCACAUUGCCGUCAAUGUUGGGGGCUGGAAACGAGUGAUGGUUCGCAGGCUGGGUGGUAUAUGGCGACGAAGAAAUAAUAUGGGUAUCUACGCUGAAAGGUGCUUUAUCCUCGAGAGAGAUGUACAAAGUGGGAGGAUAGCAGUACGCGAGGAGGUAUGCGUUGAGCCUACGAGUCAUGGAGGAAGUCCGAGCCCUUGA